This is a messenger RNA of Cladophialophora bantiana CBS 173.52, 828 nucleotides long. RefSeq lists its product as uncharacterized. The transcript is spliced from 2 exons. Gene Ontology annotation, biological process: proteolysis. The record is from RefSeq and is a predicted model, not a curated record. Gene Ontology annotation, molecular function: metalloendopeptidase activity. Bases 1 to 828 code for a protein of 275 amino acids. Lineage: Eukaryota; Fungi; Ascomycota; Eurotiomycetes; Chaetothyriales; Herpotrichiellaceae.
AUGGACCAGUGGCUCGAUGUUGCCCCCUUUCUUGUCUUUCAAGAGCAUCCAAUAUCGGCUGAGCCGAGCAGCGAGAUUGCAACCAUCAGAGAGGGGAGUGGAGGUUUUUAUAGCACCAUUGGCUUCUCAGAGGAAGGUGAGAAAUAUAUGCACUUCGACUCGUCUAGGGAUGUAGUAGAAAAGAAGAAAUCUUGUCCACACGAGCUGGGUCAUUUGCUGGGUUUGCUCCAUGAACAUUCACGACCAGAUCGCGACAAAAAAGGACCUCAGCGACUGCUGUCGACACGCUCGGUCAAACCUUGGUUUCCUCAAGCAGCCUCAGCUUUCGAAGGCAGUGCGGUAUAUGCCUCUUUCGAUACCGCAAGUGUCAUGACCUACUCUCGGAACAAGGGGACCAAGUCCGGGACAUUUGUAUUCACUUAUCCCCAGUCAUUAGGCCAUACCACUGAAUUCUUUGUCUUCGCAGCCAACUUUCAUUCCGAAUUGUUCGGCGGACCUACACUUGGCUCGGGAACCUACAAUUUCGGGCCUUCCGUUGGCGACGGUGCGACAUUGUGCGGUAUCUACCGCGCAGAGUGCGAGAAGUACCGGGAUACCCUCCAGAAAAAUGAGAUACCAGUCGCUGAUCCAGAGUCUGCAAUCACUCUCCUACCCGGAUCCGCCAACCUUGGACGACCGCCUAACGCGAUUCCUCCAGUCAAGCCGAGCAAAUACACCACAGGCUGGACAUAUUCUUUCCCCGACUACGUUUCUCCAUCAACGACCAGAUUCAAUCCUCAAACUUCAUAUCCGUCGACAAUGUGCUCUCGAAAAAUACAAAAUGUCUGA